AUGGGUCAACAAGUUAUCCCCGACACAGAUCAACAAAUUAUCCCCGACACAGAUCAACAAAUUAUCCCCGAUGGAGGGGUUAUCCUCUCCGAAACACAAAGUAAAAGUGUUAUGAAUUCCAGUUCAAUAAUGUGUUUCCCAAAGUUGAUUAAAUGCGUGAUUAUCGGUUUGGAUGGCACCUUGGUCAACACAGAUGCCAUCCUUUCCUUCCAAGAAUAUGCUAAACAAUGGGAUGGAAGAGAACCCCUUAAAAUUGCUGCCAAAACACCUUCUGCACUUCCUUGCUCGCCAUUCCAGUGCUGCAACGUUAAAGCGCUUCCUGGUGCCAAUCGCUUGAUUCAACAUUUGAAGACCAAUGGAGUUCCAAUGGUCUUAGCUUCCAACUCUCCAAGGGAGACCAUUCAUGCCAAAAUAUCCUUUCACAACGGAUGGGAAGAUUCUUUCUCUGUCAUUAUUGGAGGAGACCAAGUUCCAACAGGGAAGCCUUCCCCUGACAUAUUCUUUGAAGCUGCUAGGAGGUUACGCAUGGAGCCUUCCAGCUGUCUUGUCAUUGAAGACUCUUUACCUGGUGUUACUGCAGGUAAGGCUGCUGAAAUGGAGGUGGUUGCUGUACCAUCACUCCCGAAACAGUCUCAUCUCUUUACUGCAGCAGAUGAGGUGAUAAACUCCCUACUUGAUUUGCGACUUGAAAACUGGGGUCUACCACCAUUUGCCGACUGGGUGGAGGGAACUUUGCCGGUAGAUCCUUGGUAUAUUGGUGGUCCUGUUGUAAAGGGAUUUGGUCGGGGGUCGAAACUACUCGGGAUUCCUACAGCUAAUUUGUCAACAAAGGACUAUUUAGAUAUCCUUUCAGAGCAUCCUGCGGGAGUCUAUUUUGGCUGGGCUGGAUUACCAGCAAGAGGUAUUUUUAAAAUGGUGAUGAGCAUUGGUUGGAAUCCAUAUUUCGGAAACAAAGAAAAAACUAUAGAGCCAUGGUUGCUUCAUGAAUUCACCGAGGAUUUCUACGGGGAAGAACUGCGGCUGGUUAUAGUUGGUUACAUACGUCCUGAGAGAAAUUUUCCAUCCCUUGAAAGCUUGAUUGCUAAGAUUCAUGAAGAUCGCAUAGUUGCUGAGAGAGCUCUUGAUCUCCCCAUGUAUUCUAGUCAUAAGAAUGAUUUAUAUUUGAGAAGCUCAUAG
Messenger RNA from Vicia faba (fava bean), 1176 nucleotides. The record is from the annotation of a GenBank genome assembly. Lineage: Eukaryota; Viridiplantae; Streptophyta; Magnoliopsida; Fabales; Fabaceae.